This is a messenger RNA of Cuscuta epithymum, 763 nucleotides long. The record is from the annotation of a GenBank genome assembly. NCBI's taxonomy places the organism in Eukaryota, Viridiplantae, Streptophyta, Magnoliopsida, Solanales, Convolvulaceae.
GGUCGGCCGACCCUUGUUGUGCAGGUCUAGAUGCGAAUGAUGAUUCAUGCGCGUAUAGAUUCAUUGAACCUCAUCACAUAAAGGGGCAGAUCUGGCAGGGGGGCCAGGGGGCCGGUGCCCCUGCUCCGAUCGUGAGAGUUAGGGAAUAGGUAUGGUUUGGGGUCCGCCGGACUGCACCGUUCCAUUAUUUCCGGCGAAGCUUGGGACCUGUAUUUUUGCUUCUGACUUCCGCUGGACAGGACGAUCGAUGGAGGUGAUUUUUUUAAAAUGGCACGACACCGUUUUGUAUUAUGUGGGACAAAAAAAGGAUCGGGCCAAGGCAGGCCCAACACGCAACAGCCCCAAACGAAGCAAAGAAAACACAAAUCCGGGCAUCCUGCCAUACCUUUACGCAAAUCCGCCCCUGCCCGCGCAAGAAGGCUUUCUGUUUUCCCAUUUUUCCCCUGUGCUACUGUUUGAUGUUAUAGGUGAUGAUUGGUAAUGGUACUACUAUCCGGCAUUCCCAAAUUCCCAUUUCAACAGCUACAAUUCUAGAAGACUAAUUUACAACAAUGGUCUCAAAUCAAUUGAGCUAUUUGGUAAUCGCAAUUGUAGUGUAGUUCAAAACGUCAAAUAAAAGAGUAUGUAAUACUCCGUAUGAAAAGUGUUAAACUUUAAUAUUUAUUGCACUAUCACUAAGUUGUACUUUUAAGUAUAAAAAUUACACUUUUUCAUGAUGAUGAAAAUGUUCAUGAAAAUGCCAUCACAUUUUAUUCCAAUUUAC